UACAUGCAUGCGUAUGUGUGGGUUGCAUGUAAACAAAACGUUGCGUUUGCAGCACGAUACGGUUUCAGGAGCAGAAAUAAUUGUGCAUUGCGGUACCAAAUGGAGGACACCUUCCAGGACAGCGCUUCGGAGGAUGGGGGAUUCGAUCUGCGGCAAGAGAUAGCACGCAGCGCGUUCGCCGACAUGUGCCACGACUGGGAGCGUAAUCAGAAAUACGACCGAGCGCUGCAGCUGACGAUCGCCCGGCUGCACGCGGCAGGCCAGCAAGCGCACGUGCUGGACAUCGGUACGGGCAGUGGGCUACUCUCGAUGAUGGCCAUCCGUGCCGGGGCGGACAGUGUAGUGGCGUGCGAAGCGUUCCGCCCGAUGGCCGACUGUGCGGAACGGAUCAUUGCGGCCAACGGAAUGCAGGACCGGAUACGCUUGGUAAAGAAACGGUCAACCAAGGUGACGGUCGGUCCGGGGCAGGAUAUGGAGCGGCGCGCGAACGUACUGGUGACGGAACUGUUCGAUACUGAGCUGAUCGGCGAAGGCGCCCUCGGUACCUACCGCCAUGCCUUACAGCAUCUGCUGACGGAGGAUGUGCUGACGAUACCGCACCAGGCUACCGUGUACGCGCAGGUGGUCGAAUGUCCGCUGGCCCUUAGCUGGCAGCAGCUGAAGACGCUCUCGAAUGCCGACGGUGAUAUUCUGCUGCGAGUACCGCCGGAAGUGGCGAGCUGUCGGGGAUCGAGCGCUGUAUUCGACAUCCAGCUCAGCCAGCUGCCUGCGGGUAGCUUUAACGUGCUAACCGAUCCGGUUCCCGUGUUUAAGUUUGCCUGGAGCAAACACCAAGAGCUGAUCAAUGAUCGGUGCGAGCAGAGCGUAUGUCACGCCCGCACGGCCGGUUUUCCGCAGGCCGUAUUUAUGUGGUGGGACCUAACGAUGGACCGCGAGGGGGACGUGUUGCUAAGCUGCGCGCCGUACUGGGCUCAUCCCGAGCAUGAGGCGCUGAAGAAGAAGCACUCCGACAACGGUUCAAAACGACGGUUGCCGGAGGGAAACUAUAUUCCCUGGCGUGAUCACUGGAUGCAGGCGGUAUACUUUUUACCCCCGCUGAAGAUUCCACUUCAACGAGGCCAACAGUUUGUGCUACAAUCCUACCACGAUGAGUUUUCGCUAUGGUUUGGCGUUGGAGAGCAAUCGGUCAAAGAGCCGCUCACUGCACCGCACUGCACUUGCGGAUGGCACAUAGCGCAGUCCCGGUCGCGCAUCGGACAGCUCAACGAUAGUCUGCGCAACAAGCGGUACCUGAACUACUUUGAGCGAGUGUUUUCGAGCGACUCCGUUGUGUUGGUGCUUAGCGAGGGCUCGCUGCUCGGACUGGCCGCCGCCCGGAUGGGUGUGAAGCAGGUGCUGCUGUACGAACCGAACGCAAUCUCCCGCCGCUGCAUGGAAGCGUUCGUGGAGCAUAACAGUGUGGCCAACGUUCGGUUUCUUCCGUCCGCCGAUGCGCUGGAACCGGAGCAAGCGGCAACCAUUACGCACGUGUUUGCGGAACCACACUUUCCUUCCGCGAUCUUACCGUGGGACAACUUGCACUACGGAGAUUUGCUGAAGAACCUUCGGCCGUUGCUUCCCGCCAGCGUGACGGUGAUUCCUGCAUCCGGCACACUGUACGCACUGCCGGUAGAGUUUGUGGAUCUGUACAAAAUAAACGCUCCGCUCGGCAGCUGCGAAGGGUUCGAUCUGACGCUGAUGGAUCAACUGAUCGACCAGCACUCGACGUUUGCGGACUCACCCGUCGAAGCGCAACCGCUGUGGGAGUAUCCAUCCUUUCCGCUGGCCGGAACGACUCGCCUGAUCGAGAUCAACUUUGUGAAGGACUUCGAACAGUCUAAACUGGAGCGCGGCGAGUUGUGCGUAUCGGAGCCGGAGCGUUUGAACGGGAUAGCAAUAUGGAUCGAUUGGCAUCUGGACGGAAGUCACAGCCCGAAAACUACCAUAUCGAGUGGGCCGCUAGUUCCGGUUGAGGAAUCGUCCGAUGAGCCUACCAGGUGGAACACAAACUGGCGACAAGGCGUGCAUCUGCUACGGAAAACCCCAAACCGGAAGGGAACAAUUCCGUGGUCGGUGAAGUUUAAUCCCGUGUUGAGCAAUGUAUACUUCCGAUUUGAUGAGGAGGAGCAAUAAAAUGAUAUGCUUCGUGUUCGAAGAGCGAUUCAAA
Anopheles coluzzii is the source of this 2206-nucleotide messenger RNA. RefSeq names its product protein arginine N-methyltransferase 7 (gene Art7). Gene Ontology annotation, biological process: peptidyl-arginine methylation. Gene Ontology annotation, molecular function: protein-arginine N-methyltransferase activity. Bases 4 to 2172 code for a protein of 722 amino acids. The record is from RefSeq and is a predicted model, not a curated record. NCBI's taxonomy places the organism in Eukaryota, Metazoa, Arthropoda, Insecta, Diptera, Culicidae. The transcript has a single exon.